Messenger RNA from Effrenium voratum, 765 nucleotides. The record is from the annotation of a GenBank genome assembly. NCBI's taxonomy places the organism in Eukaryota, Dinophyceae, Suessiales, Symbiodiniaceae.
GCUCAGCUGGGGCCUCUGGCAGCCUCUCGGGAGGCGAUGCCAUGAGCGAGAGGAGACUUGGUCCCUACAAGAUUGUCAUCUUGGGAGAGGGCCGCGUGGGCAAGACCUCAUUGUUGCGACGCUAUGUCUCGCAAUCCUUCAACGAUGAGGAGGCAUCAACCCAGAGCGCUGCCUACCUAGACAAGACGGUGCAGCUUCGUGGGACUCAGGUGCAACUGUCACUGUGGGACACGGCUGGCCAGGAGCGAUACCAUGCCCUGGCGCCGAUCUACUAUCGAAAUGCUGACGGUGCUCUGCUGGUGUACGACAUAACAGAUGUUGGACCGCCAGCCCCACAAAAAACAAGGCGGGUGGCCAAGUGGGUGGAGGAGCUCCAAGUGGCCGGCACGCAGUGCGCGCUGGCCAUCGUGGGCAACAAGUCGGACUUGCAGUCACAGGCCCGUGUCCCCAAAGCCGAUGCAGAGGCCUAUGCCAGGAGCAUCAAUGCCAGACACAGCAUGGCGUCUGCAAAGCUCGGCCAUGGAGUUGAGGAAGCGUUUGGUGCGCUGGCCGAAGAUGUUCUGGCUUCGAAGAUGCGAGGCGAUUCGACUCGAAGAACACGAGGAACACUUCGUGUGGCUGAGGAUGCGGCUCCUUCGCGGAAGGGCUGUUGUGCAGGCUGAUCCCCUCUCGAGUGUUGGCGGCAGGUGAGCAUGCAGCUGAGGCAAAUCCAAAGUUUCACCCGAAGCGCAAGUGGCGCAGACGCAGAAAGCCCGCGAAGUAUGC